This is a messenger RNA of Camelina sativa (false flax), 1230 nucleotides long. The record is from RefSeq and is a predicted model, not a curated record. Lineage: Eukaryota; Viridiplantae; Streptophyta; Magnoliopsida; Brassicales; Brassicaceae.
AUGAUUGAUGGGUUUGUGAGAAACGGUUCUGCUUCGGAAGAAAUGGCCUACUUCGUGCGGAUGAAGAAGACUGGGCUCGUGGUUAAUGAGAUGACUGUUGUGAGCGUUUAUCAAGAAACGUUGGGGUUCAUUGGGAGUUCUCUUGUAGAUAUGUAUGGGAAAUGUGGUUGUUAUGAUGAUGCCCAGAAAGUGUUCGACGAAAUGCCAAACAGAAACGUGGUGACGUGGACGGCGUUGAUUGUUGGAUACGUGCAAAGCCGUUGCUUCGAGAAAGGGAUGUUUAGUUCUCGAGGAGAUGUUAGAGUCUUAGAGAGUGGUGUUGUGCCUAACGAGAAGACUCUAAGCUGUGUUCUUUCGGCGUGUGCUCACAUAGGGGCACUUCACCGACGAAGAAGGGUGCAUUGUUAUAUUAUUAAGAAUUCGAUUGGGAUAAACACUACAGUAAGAACAACGUUGAUUGAUCUUUAUGCCAAGUGCGGGUGUUUAGAAGAAGCUAUAUUGGUCUUCGAGAGACUUCCUGACAAAAAUGUGUAUGCUUGGAACUGCAAUGUGUUUCCACGGUCGGGACUGAUGAUUAAUGGACUUGCAGCGCACGGAUAUGCAAGAGGCGCAGUUGAUCUCUUUCAGACCAUGUUAAGGAGCCAUGUUUCACCAAAUGAAGUUACUUUCAUCGCUGUGUUAAGCGCCUGUGCUCAUGGAGGCCUUGUAGAAGACGGUCAAAGGCUUUUCGUGAGCAUGAAAGAAAGAUUCAAUUUGGAGCCAAAUGUCGAUCACUAGGCGUGUAUGGUUGAUUUAUUUGGAAGAAAUGGUUUGCUAAAAGAGGCAAAGGCUUUGAUUGAGAAGAUGCCAAUGGAGCCAACAAAUGUGGUAUGGGGAGCUUUGUUUGGGUCUUGUUUGAUACACAAAGACUAUGAGUUAGGUAAAUACGCAGCAUACCGUGCGAUCAAGCUGCAACCUAGUCACAGCGGGAGAUACACGCUCUCGGCUAAUUUGUACUCGGAAUCCCAAAACUGGGAUGAAGUUGCUUUGGUAAGAAAACAAAUGAAAGAUCAACAGGUGGUGAAAACGCCGGGAUGUAGUUGGAUGGAAGUGAAAGGUAAGCUUCAUGAUUCCAUAGCUUUCGACGAUAAAAAACGCCUCGAGUCUGAUGAUUUGUACAAGACACUCGACACGUUAGGGUGCAAAUUGAGUUUGUCUGAUGAAUUGGAAUAUUUGACUGCUCAAUCUUGA